Molecule: messenger RNA, 726 nt
Organism: Bicyclus anynana (squinting bush brown)
Lineage: Eukaryota; Metazoa; Arthropoda; Insecta; Lepidoptera; Nymphalidae
Product: selenoprotein F
Exons: 1
Coding region: 123-629 (168 amino acids)
Cellular component (GO): endoplasmic reticulum lumen
Molecular function (GO): oxidoreductase activity
Source: RefSeq, a predicted model, not a curated record
CAAAUGAUAUUGACAAGUGAUAUCAACAAUAAUUUAUGAAUUUAUAGGUUAAAUUGUUCGUCAGCAAAUUAUUGAAUAAAUUUACUUUUAGUCAAAAUUAAAUUGACAAAGAAAAUUUCAGUAUGGCUUAUAUAAAGAUACCGCCAUUAUUAAUUAUAUCAACGUUAUUCUUAGUCCAAAACUGUUUAAGUGAAUUCACUACAGAAGAUUGUGCUUCUCUCGGCUUUACCAAAGCAAACCUUCUCUGUUCUUCGUGUGAUCAACUAAAGGAUUUUAAUCUAGAUCAACUGGUGGAACAUUGCAAACAAUGCUGUCAUAAUGAUGACUCAGCACCCAAGGAAAAGAAAUACGCCCGAGCAAUUCUCGAAGUAUGUACAUGUAAAUUUCCGGCAUAUCCGCAAAUACAAGCGUUUGUAAAAAGCGACAGGCCUGCCAAGUUUCCCAACUUACAAAUCAAAUAUCUGCGUGGUUUGGAUCCUAUUAUUAAGCUUCUGGACAAGGAUGGAAUUAUCAGAGAAACAGUAGCAAUUGAAAAGUGGAACACUGACUCAAUUGAAGAAUUUUUGAAGACACAUCUCAUAAAAGAAGAAGAUGAUGAUCGCGGUUUUUUGAAAACUAAUCUUAUUUAAAUAAAUAACUAGCAUAAUAAAAAAAUUAUGAUUUUCAUGUGUUACUGAAUAUUGAAUGAGAACACAGUAUCUUGAAUAAAACUUUUUUGCUAUUUGA